This is a messenger RNA of Eruca vesicaria subsp. sativa (arugula), 1463 nucleotides long. NCBI's taxonomy places the organism in Eukaryota, Viridiplantae, Streptophyta, Magnoliopsida, Brassicales, Brassicaceae. The record is from the annotation of a GenBank genome assembly.
GCAAAGAGGAGAUGACGUUUCCAAAAACGAUGUCGUUUCGCGAGAAGAAUCCGAGGAGUCCCAAAUCGGCACUUCGAAGGAGACGCUCGAGCUGGACCAGCUCAUGGCUGAACCACCCGACGACGUCCUUCAAGCAAGUCGUCUCGGCCGUGAUUCACUCACAAUCGCCGAGAUCCAUCUCAAAGCCCCAAACCCCCACCGACUCCGAUCGAACCCUCUCCUUACCCGAUACCCUCCUCCUCAAAAUCCUCCACAAGCUUCCCGAAUCCCACAACAACAACGACCUCUCCCUCGUCUGCAAACGCUGGCUGAGUCUCCAGGGACGGCGGAUACGGACUCUCAAAGUUCUCGAUUUGGACUUCCUCUUGUCAGGGAAGCUCCUCUCGAGGUUCCCCGAGCUCACCAACGUCGACUUGUCCAACGCAUGUAUCUACCCGCCGCGAAACUCAGCUAUCUUGCUUUCCCACAAAUCCAUUUCAUUUCCUAUAUCUUCAGAUUCGUCGAAUGGGAACUUCGUCGACGAGAAUCUGCUCCACAGUGAUAUGGUUGAUAGAGGGCUUAGGGUGUUAGGAAGAGGGAGCUGCGACUUACGCAAACUCGUAGUGAUUAACGCUACUGAGAUGGGAUUACUAGGUUUGGCUGAGCAGUGUUCUGAUCUGCAAGAGCUUGAAUUGCACAAGUGUAAUGAUAAUCUCCUGCGUGGCAUCGCUGCUUGUGAGAAUCUCAGAGCCUUGAGGUUGGUGGCAAGUGUAGAUGGGCUGUAUACUUGUUCUGUUUCUGAUAUAGGUUUAACGAUUUUGGCUCAAGGCUGUAAGAGGCUAGUGAGGCUUGAGCUUUGUGGCUGUGAAGGUAGCUUUGAUGGGAUUAGAGCUAUUGGGCAAUGUUGUGAGUUGCUUGAACAACUUACGGUUUGUGACCAUAGGAUGGAGGGUGGUUGGAUAGGUGCGCUUUCUUGCUUUGAGAGUUUGAAGACGCUGAGAAUAUGGUCUUGCGGAAAGAUGGAUGGUAGUCCUGGACCGGAGGAGUUGCUGGGGUCUUGCCCUGCUCUGGAGAGUUUGCAACUCAAGAGGUGUUGUUUGAAUGAUAAAGACGGGGUGAGAGCCUUGUUUAAGGUGUGUGAUGGAGCAACCACGGUUCUUAUUCGGGAUUGCUGGGGAUUGGAUGAUGAUUCUUUUAGCUUGGCUAAAGCUUUCAGGAGGGUUAGGUUUUUUUCUUUGGAAGGAUGCUCAGUCCUAACAACAGGCGGUUUGGAGUCAGUGGUUCUGCGCUGGGAAGAGCUGGAGAGCAUGAGAGUAGUGUCCUGUAAGAGCAUAAUAGACACCGAGAUUUCACCGGCACUCUCAUCUUUGUUCUCCCUUCUCAAAGAACUGACUUGGAGACCAGACACAAGGUCUCAUCUCUCAUCCAGACUCCAAGCUGCUGGGAUUGGAAAGAGAGGUAGCAAAUUCUUCAAGAAGAGAUGA